AUGCAUUUCUCCACCAUCUUCACCGCCGCCGCCGUCGCCGGCUCCGCUCUCGCAGCAGACAUCACCGUCUCUGUGGGUCUCAAGAACGGCUCCGCGCUCUUCAACCCUGAGACCAUCAAGGCCGCUGAGGGCGAUGUCGUCAAGUUCAAGUUCUGGCCUUCUUCCCACUCCGUCGUCGCCGGACCCUUCGCCCGUCCCUGCCAGCCCGGCCCAGAGGGCUCCAUCUGGUCUGGCUUCGUGACCACCAACGACACCGAGAAGGCCUCCCCUACCGAGUUCCACUACACCGUCACCAAUGCCUCUGCACCCAUCUGGCUCUACUGCUCCCGCGCGAAGCAUUGCCAGAACGGUAUGGUUGCUGUCAUCAACCCUCCUACUUCCGGCCAAAACACUCUCGACAGGUACAGGGCCGCCGCCGCCCAGGCCGAGCAGAACGUCUCCCCUACCUCGACCACUGCUGUCGGCGGCAACCUCACCACCGCGACUCAACCCUCCGGCUCCAGCACCUCCUCCCCCGGCGCUGCUGCCGGCCUCAAGGCUCCUACCUUCGCCGUCUCCGGUGUCGUGGGCUUGUUCGCUUACUUCCUUUUGUAA
Molecule: messenger RNA, 594 nt
Organism: Aaosphaeria arxii CBS 175.79
Lineage: Eukaryota; Fungi; Ascomycota; Dothideomycetes; Pleosporales
Exons: 2
Coding region: 1-594 (197 amino acids)
Source: RefSeq, a predicted model, not a curated record